Messenger RNA from Siniperca chuatsi (mandarin fish), 1322 nucleotides. Its product is annotated as PI-PLC X domain-containing protein 1-like. The transcript is spliced from 7 exons. Bases 149 to 1111 code for a protein of 320 amino acids. The record is from RefSeq and is a predicted model, not a curated record. Gene Ontology annotation, biological process: lipid metabolic process. Lineage: Eukaryota; Metazoa; Chordata; Actinopteri; Centrarchiformes; Sinipercidae. Gene Ontology annotation, molecular function: phosphoric diester hydrolase activity.
AUUAACUUGAAUACUGCAGCCUCCUCUGAGCAGCAUAAGACCUUUCAGCUUUAUGACAAUAUCAGUUCUUUGCACACUUCUGCAUUGUCAAAUCUGAGGUAAUAAAGAACUCAAGGAAGGCUGAGAAUCACCUCGGCAGGAAUUUGAGAUGACAAAGUCUGCAGAAAAAAGCAAAAGGAGAGGUGACGUCACAAGCUACUGUGACUGGAUGUCGCAACUACCACCUGAACUUCACAACAUUCCUCUCUUUAAUCUGGCCAUACCAGGUAGCCAUGACUCAAUGAGUUAUGACUUGGACAUCAACUCCGCUAUAAUAGAGCCUGAUAACCUGAAAAGAUUGAGCAAGAUUUAUUGUGCACGUAAAAUAGUGCGCAAAUGGGCGAUCACUCAGGAGGAGACCAUCACAAAGCAACUGGAUGCAGGGGUUCGCUACUUUGACCUGAGGAUCGCUCGCAAGAGAAAUGACACCAACCCCACUAGACUUUACUUUUAUCAUGGGCUGUACACGCUGACUGAUGUGGAGACUGUUCUCAACAUCAUAAAUGACUGGGCAGAGAGGCACCCCAAAGAGAUCCUCAUCCUGGCUUUAUCCCACUUCAAGGGGUUUGACAAAAAGAUAGAAGAGCACCUCCACAUCCAUCUUAUCAACUUCAUCAAGACCUUGUUCAGAGCCAAACUCUUCCAUAAAAUGGACAUUCCUACCCUGAAGAGAUGCUGGGACCAAGGCAGAAACGUCAUAGUUUCAUAUGAUUAUCCGGCAAAUCAGCACCCUGAGAUAUGGAGUAAAAUAACUUAUUACUAUGGCAAGAGUAUGGACCCCACGGAAGUUAAAUCAGAACUUCGUCGGGCUUUGGAAACACGAAGACCUCUUCCCUGUUUCUUUGUAUGUGGCUUGAACCUGACUCUGCCAGAUGAUGCCAGGACACUCAGGUACAUCCUUCGCCUUUGUGACAACCUUGUCAACGUCAUAGGGAGGAGUCUGCCAAAGCUGCUGCAGUGGGUGGAAGAGCAAGCUGAAAAAACACCUAUGAACAUUGUCGCCUCAGACUUGGUGACUCGUGACGGCUUUGUCUCAACGGUUGUCAAGCUCAAUAUUUCGAAACGUGUGUAGAAGCAUAGUGGAAACACGUCUCAUUUCCUUCUGUCUUAAAAAAACCCAACUUGUUUUCACUGUUUUUCCUUUACAAUGAAUUCACUCACUCACAAACUAAUGAUGUAUUAUUAGAAGAACCCACACACACAGUGAUUGUUUUGAAUGUUCAUUGCCUGUUGGCGCGCCAUCACGUGUCAAUUUAUGGUCCUGCAAUAAAGUGUUCACCUCA